GGACUGAAGACAAAUCCGCUUAUCAAAAUGGCUGCGCUCAUGCGGCGAGCGUGUUGGGCGAGGAACUUGCGCGUUGCGUUGAGUUCGCCGCCUAAACAUUUGGAUUCACUUCAGAAGAAAUUGUUACAUUUCGAGCCUUACGUAUCCAAAAAACCUAUUUCCGCUGGUUUCUUACGUUCGCCUCAGAGCUGGAGAGAGUUGUCGACGUCAGUUCACCGUCCUUGUAAAGAGGAUCUGCAAAAUGAAGAGGUCGGAGCUGAUACUGAGAAGGCUGAUGGUGAUGCCAAGCUGAACGUAAAGAAAGUGACUCUUCACCCUCCGGAAAUAAGCAUCCAGUAUCUAGAAAGCAAAGCCUACAGGGACACCUAUGGCGAUGACCCAGUGUGGACAAUGUACCGAAGAAAUUUCAAAGGCCAAUUUCCACCACCAAAAACGCGGCGUACGUGCAUUAAGGCGGACAUGAUUGCCACGGGCAGCCCCUGCCCUUUGUGCAGAGAUGAGUACCUUGUCGUUCAUCACACUAACACUAAAUUACUCACUCAGUUCAUUUCACCAUACACAGGAGAAACUCUGCAACCACAAAAAACAGGUUUGUGCAGAGAAAAACAGUUCCAGCUUGAUCUGGCCAUCUUAAAAGCCAAAGAUUUAGGAUUGAUCAGCUACCAAGUGCCAUUUAGGCAUUAUGACUACAAGGACUACUACCCACAGCUCCAGGAAACCUAGAAAUUGUGGCUGGUCAGCCAGAGUAAAGGGUUCAUUUGCUUUGCAUAGUUGUAAUAAAAGCCAUUUGCAGUCUCCU
This is a messenger RNA of Dermacentor silvarum, 799 nucleotides long. RefSeq lists its product as uncharacterized. NCBI's taxonomy places the organism in Eukaryota, Metazoa, Arthropoda, Arachnida, Ixodida, Ixodidae. Gene Ontology annotation, molecular function: structural constituent of ribosome. The record is from RefSeq and is a predicted model, not a curated record. Gene Ontology annotation, biological process: mitochondrial translation. Gene Ontology annotation, cellular component: ribosome; mitochondrion. The transcript has 7 exons. Bases 28 to 723 code for a protein of 231 amino acids.